Molecule: messenger RNA, 3535 nt
Organism: Eutrema salsugineum
Lineage: Eukaryota; Viridiplantae; Streptophyta; Magnoliopsida; Brassicales; Brassicaceae
Exons: 1
Coding region: 539-3232 (897 amino acids)
Source: RefSeq, a predicted model, not a curated record
AGGCUAGAGAGAGAAGCCACUGAGUAGAGAGAGAGAGUGUGUGUGUAUCGUAGUAAAUGAAACGAGAGAUUGGUGGUGAAAGGAGUCAGCUUUGCAUUUAUUAUCUAAUCUUCCAAAAACAAAAACAACAACCAAAAAAAGCUUCUUUCUUUUGAAUGUUUUGAUUAGAAGUUCAUCAUCUUCACAAGUGGGUUUUUCUGAUUUUUUCAUACAAUAUUUUGGGAUCUUCUUCUUUUUGUUCCUAGGGGCUCUUUUUUUUGGAUUCCUUCUCAUUUUGGAAUUUUCUUUGAAAUUCUGUUCAUUUACUUUCUUUUCUUCCGUGAAAUUCGUUUAAUCUUUUUUUUUUAUUUUUAUUUUCUGGGUUCACUGAAAGUUUCCGUUUUUAGAGGCACUCUUGAUCUGUUUCAAGAUCUUCUUCUCAAUUCCUUCAUUUUUAGGGUUUUUCUUAUGGGCUAGGAAAAAAGAACCUUUUUUUUUGCCAAUCCUCUGCUAAAUCUCCAAAAGCUCUCUCAAUUCUCGUUUUUUCGCUGAAAGAUUAAUGCAUUUUCCUCUGUGGAAGCAAAUUCACCACUGUGCUGCUCUGAUCUUAGACAAGAGUAAGAGCAGGAGGAGAGACAAUGAGCCUGAUUCACCAAUCGAUGUCAGAAGAAAAGCUUCGAUGCUUCGGAGAUUGUACGAAGAUAAGCUUAGAGAAGCUCUCGAAGAAGCAUCUGAGAACGGGUCACUCUUCAAAUCUCAAGACAUCGAGAAAGAGAAUCAAGAAGAUGAGAGGUUGGGUCGCUCUAGAUCCUUGGCUAGGCUCCACGCGCAACGCGAAUUCCUACGCGCAACCGCUUUAGCCGCAGAACGCGAUUUCGAGUCUGAAGACGCCAUUCCUGAGCUCCUCGAAGCUUUCAACAAGUUCCUCACAAUGUACCCAAAGUAUGAGACAUCUAAGAAAGUUGAUCAAUUGAGAUCUGAUGAGUAUGCUCACUUAUCAGAUUCAAAGGUAUGUCUUGAUUACUGCGGAUUUGGUCUCUUCUCGUAUGUUCAAACUCUGCAUUAUUGGGAUUCUUGUACGUUUAGUCUCUCUGAGAUCACUGCGAAUUUAAGUAACCAUGCGCUUUACGGUGGAGCUGAGAGUGGAACUGUGGAACAUGAUCUCAAGACUAGGAUAAUGGAUUAUCUGAAUAUCCCUGAGAGUGAGUAUGGUCUUGUGUUCACUACAAGUAGAGGCUCUGCGUUUAAGCUGCUUGCGGAAUCUUACCCUUUCCAUACGAAUAAGCGGCUUUUGACAAUGUUCGAUCACGAGAGUCAGUCUGUGAAUUGGAUGGCUCAGACUGCGAGGGAGAAAGGCGCUAAAGCUUAUAACGCUUGGUUCAAAUGGCCAACCUUGAAGCUGUGUUCCACGGAUUUGAAGAAGCGUUUGUCUCAUAAGAAGAGGAGGAAGAAGGAUUCAGCCGUUGGGUUGUUUGUGUUUCCUGCGCAGUCUAGAGUUACGGGCUCUAAGUACUCUUACCAGUGGAUGGCUUUGGCUCAGCAGAACAACUGGCAUGUGUUGCUUGAUGCUGGCUCUUUAGGUCCCAAAGAUAUGGAUUCGCUUGGUUUAUCAUUGUUUCGACCAGAGUUUAUUAUCACAUCGUUCUACAAGGUAUUUGGGCAUGAUCCUACAGGUUUUGGUUGCCUGUUGAUCAAGAAGUCGGUGAUGGGUAAUCUUCAGAGUCAGUCAGGGAAAACAGGAUCAGGAAUAGUGAAGAUCACACCUCAGUAUCCGUUAUAUCUCAGUGAUUCGAUAGAUGGUUUGGACGGAUUGGUUGGUGUUGAAGAUCAUCAAUUUGGUACUAACGGUGAUAAAGCCACCACCACGGAGACUGCUCGUAAAGGAUCUCAGAUGCCGGUGUUUUCUGGUGCGUACACUUCAGCUCAAGUGAGGGAUGUGUUUGAGACAGAGCUCUUAGAAGAUAGCGUCUCUGAUAGAGAUGGGACUAGUAGUACCAUAUUUGAAGAAAACGAAAGCGUUUCAGUUGGAGAAUUGAUGAAAAGCCCUGCUUUUAGUGAAGAUGAAUCGUCUGAUAACUCGUUUUGGAUCGAUUUGGGUCAAAGUCCACUUGGGUCUGAUCGUGCAGGUCACUUAAACCACCACAAGAUCGCCUCUCCGUUGCCACCAUUCUGGUUUACUAGCAAAAGGCAAUCACCAAAACCGGUAGCAAAGAGUUACAGCAGUCCUAUGUACGAUGGUAAAGAUGUCCUCUCGUUUGAUGCUGCAGUUAUGUCAGUUACUCAGGAGACAAACUCAACCCCAUCAAGGAAGCUGAGGAACUCUAGUAAUCUCCAAAUUCAAGAGAUACAGGAAGAAAACGGCGGUAACAUUGUGUUCCGUGCAGGGUCUGGUUUUGGAUCAAACGGCUCAUCAUCCAAGAUUUCGUCAGAAAUGAAAGAGAACGCCAUUAGACGAGAGACGGAAGGCGAGUUUAGGUUAUUGGGAAGAAGGGGUGCUGGUGGGAGGCUUAUGGGUGUGGAAGAUGAACAACCGAGCAGAGGAACAAGGGUUUCGUUUAACAUGGACCGUAUCAGUCAUAGUCUGGACCAAGGUGAAGCUUCUCUGGCCAGUGUAUAUGACGAAAGUGAUGGUGAAAACGCAAAUGAUGAUGAUUGGGACAGAAAGGAACCUGAGAUUGUUUGCAGCCAUAUCGAUCAUGUGAAUAUGUUAGGUCUUAGUAAAACCACAACUAGACUCAGAUUUCUGAUAAACUGGCUUGUGAUCUCUUUGCUACAACUUAAAGUGCCUGAAUCAGGCGGUGACGGUAAUAGCAGACCCAUAAAUCUUGUGCAGAUUUAUGGCCCCAAGAUAAAGUACGAGAGAGGAGCAGCGGUUGCUUUCAAUGUGAAAGACAAAAGCAAAGGAUUUGUAAGUCCAGAGGUCGUUCUAAAACUGGCUGAGAGAGAAGGUGUAUCUCUUGGUAUUGGUAUCUUAAGCCACAUACGCAUAAUGGAUACACCUAGGAAUCAUCGUGGGGGAGCUAGGAUCAAGGAAGAUAGCUCUUUGCAUCUACAGAGAGAAGCUGGUAAGCGUGGUGGAAAAAAUGGGUUUGUGAGAUUUGAAGUUGUCACAGCUUCUCUCAGCUUCUUGUCGAAUUUUGAGGAUGUUUAUAAGCUAUGGAGUUUUGUCGCCAAGUUCUUAAACCCUGGUUUCAGCAGAGAAGGUUCGCUGCCUACUGUAGUUGAAGAAGAAGCAGAAGAUUCAGAGACGUGAUUGGAAAAUUAAAAGCCAGGAACAUUUUGAAACUCGAAGAGGCUUGACUGUUGCAUCAAGAAUUCGCCUUUUUUGACACCGCCUGAGCCACUAACAUUCCUACAGCUCGGCCGUGCUUCUGGAAAUGGAAGAAGGGAAAAAGUAAGAAACUGUGAAUUGAGAUUUGCUAUGUAGUUUUUUCGUUUUGCUCUGUUUCAGUUGUCAGGAAUGUGAGAUAGUAGGACAAUUCUUGUAAUCUGGAAAGCAGAACAUGUUUGGCCAAAGAUUCCACCUUUAGAGAAGAAAACACAGUUAAGCAUUUGC